Messenger RNA from Penicillium pulvis, 2061 nucleotides. RefSeq lists its product as uncharacterized. NCBI's taxonomy places the organism in Eukaryota, Fungi, Ascomycota, Eurotiomycetes, Eurotiales, Aspergillaceae. The transcript is spliced from 4 exons. The coding region runs from base 1 to 2061 and encodes 686 amino acids. The record is from RefSeq and is a predicted model, not a curated record.
AUGGAUACAGACAAGAAGAUCCGGUCCGGUCCUGGUUCACCAGCUGAACGCCGUUCGACAUUCUCACUUGGAUUUGCAUUCAAGACUCCAUCAAGGAGGCUCAGUAUCGUAGAUCCGCCCGAUCUUUCACCGACUUGUGCUGAAAGAGGCCAUUAUCCUGUGUUCAAUCCACUAGACCCACGACACAAUCCAUCGGCAUCAGUAUCAUGGCGCCGUCAGGAGAGUCAAACCUCAUCUUCUGACUCUCAAAAACAAUCUCACUGGGUCCAGGACUUCCCCCGCCGGUCUCUCCACAAGGCUCGAUCUGGCUUGCUGGCUCUCAGGGCAGGCUUUCUUCGACGUCACCGUACAAGUAUGACCGUGGAGAUAACACCGGUCCGCAACACAGAAGCAUCGAGUGCCAGUACACAGGAAGACUUGAAUUUUGGGGUCGCUCUUUAUCGAACCAAUGUGCCAUGGUCCCCAGCCGAGGAUGAACCCAGCAUCGAUGUCCUGAUGAGAGCCGCCGCAUUCCAUCCGCUGGCUAACAUUGCAUCGGCACCAGAGGUGAGAGACAUUCCGAUUUGGGGAUUCCACGACCCGGACGCCGUAUUUUCUAAUGAUGUGACCAUGGCUUUUCACCCAACUGCAAGCAAAGCAAGUUACGACGGUAUGCUUGAUUCCCAGAAGCCCCAUAAAGAAGAAGCCAGCAAGGAUGGAGAGGAAGCUGUUCACACGAAACGAGAACCGAAGUCGGUUCGUGAAGCUCAUCCGGUUGCGUCAGCAGAUUGGGAAACAAUAGAAUCGUCCUCGACGAGUUCCACUGGUGGAGAGGAUGAGAUGAGAGACUUCGAACAUGCUCAAACUGCACAUUUACAGGAGCAAAUAAGGCCUCUGCAAUCCACUCAAAGAGUACUCAUUAAGGGGAAUCCUUCCAUGUCACAUGAAGAGAUCGAGUCUGAUGACGAACAUCACGGUUCUCCGUCAUUGAGUCGACAAGUUUUGGAGAACAGACGGGGCUCAUUUAUGCGACGUUCCUCCGGUGUGUUGAGUACGCUCAGCUCAAACACUUCUCACAGGCGGAGAAUGAGUUGGAUGCAAUCCGAAGCAUUCGCGACUCAAGAGCGGCUGCUGUUGUUUGACCAAGGGCCACCAAGCCCUGCAGCUGGUACAUGCUCUACUAGUAGUCUAGGUAAAAGCUCUGCUGAUGUCCCAAUUGCCUUCCCUGUGAACUUCCUUUUUGAUUCACCCCACCGGAGAUACGAAGAAUCCAUGUUAUUUGACCCCCUGCACAGCAACCCCCAACUGAUGGAGAGCUUUCUUCCAGAGUCGGAUCCAGGAAACGAUAUGGCUCCCGAAGGCGAGGAACCGAACCCAACAGAUGCUCUUUCUGGGCCAUUCAUGACUGGAAAUGAUGCGCUUGCCUUCGAUACCAACAUUAACAUGCAGCCAGAACUAGUAACCAGCACUCAACCUGAAGAACGUCGUCAUUCAUUUGGCUUGCACAUCUCUACUAUCAAUGAGUCUAGACUCGAGACAAGCCUUGAGGAACAGAUACUCCCUCUCGAGAAUCAAAUGUAUCAACAACAAUACGGCGAGACCAACUGCUCUUCUGCCCGGGUCUGGGGCUAUGAUGCCGCAGACAGCAUGUUUCAAAGCUCUACCCAGUCAUCCAUUUACACACGGGGAAGCACCAUGUCCCCGGACCUCACGUCCAUUACGUCCUUUUCCAACAUGUGCUCACCACUGAGCUCACCAAUCGACGAGGAAGUUCUUUUCUCGAAUCCCUUCAGAAAUGAGUUUUGGAAUGCUGAUGGCAAGACAAGCUCCUUGUACCCUGACCGAGGUGACCAGCCGGUGAAAGCAGGGCUGCUAGUUGCCUGGGACGGAGGAGUCCACAGUGGCCGUGGCUUUGAUCGAAUCCCAUCCAGCAGAGAGCAUCAAAGCCAUGGUAUCAGAAUGCCAACCACAGCUCCCCAUUCGUCUCAGGGCACUGUGCGUGCGGUGGUGAUGAGAGAGGAAAGCGAAUCUACUGAUGAGUUCUACCCUGGAGCUCACGUUCCGGAAACAUAUCGUCGUUGA